AUGGCUGUGCGCAGCGCCAGCGCCUUGACGCCCUUCUCCAUCCAGGCGAUCCUCAACAAGAAGGAGGAGCGCGGCGGGCUGCCUGCGCCCGAGGGGCGCCGGGCACCGGGGGGCACAGAAGCGGCGGUGGCCGCGGCGCCCGCCGUCUGCUGCUGGCGGCUCUUCGGGGAGCCCGACGCGGGCGCUCUGGGAGCCGCCGAGGACUCUCUGCUGGCGUCUCCCGCCCUGCCCAGAACGGUGGUGGGGCAGACCGCGGAGGGCGCCGGAGGCUGGGACUCGGACUCAGCGCUGAGCGAGGAGAACGAGGGCAGGAGGCGCUGCGCCGACGUUCCGGGGGCCAGCGGAACCGGCCGCUCCAGGAUGACCCUGGGCCUGGACCCGCCGAUCUGCCAGAUGCACGCCGCCAAGGACUUGGAGGAGGAAGCCCCGGUGCGCAGCGACAGCGAGAUGUCAGCCAGCGUCUCAGGCGACCACAGCCCACGAGCCGAGGAAGAACGCGGUAGUCCCGGGGGCGCGCACGUGCCCGGGCUGUGCGGCGCGGCGGGCGGCGGGGCCGGCGGCGGGCAGGCGGGCGGCUUGGAGGAGGACGAGGAGCCCGCAGCCCCCAAGCCGCGGAAGAAGCGCUCCCGGGCCGCCUUCUCGCACGCCCAGGUCUUCGAGCUGGAGCGUCGUUUUAACCACCAGCGCUACCUGUCCGGGCCCGAGCGAGCCGACCUGGCAGCGUCGCUCAAGCUCACCGAGACGCAGGUGAAGAUCUGGUUUCAGAACCGCCGCUACAAAACCAAACGCCGGCAGAUGGCCGCCGACCUGCUCGCCUCGGCGCCCGCCGCCAAGAAGGUGGCCGUGAAGGUGCUGGUGCGUGACGACCAGAGACAGUACCUGCCGGGGGAGGUGCUGAGGCCACCUUCUCUCCUGCCGCUGCAGCCCUCCUACUACUACCCGUACUACUGCCUCCCCGGCUGGGCGCUGUCCACGUGCGCGGCCGCCGCGGGGACUCAGUGA
Molecule: messenger RNA, 1002 nt
Organism: Psammomys obesus (fat sand rat)
Lineage: Eukaryota; Metazoa; Chordata; Mammalia; Rodentia; Muridae
Gene: Nkx3-2
Product: NK3 homeobox 2
Exons: 2
Coding region: 1-1002 (333 amino acids)
Biological process (GO): regulation of transcription by RNA polymerase II; cell differentiation
Cellular component (GO): nucleus
Molecular function (GO): RNA polymerase II cis-regulatory region sequence-specific DNA binding; DNA-binding transcription factor activity, RNA polymerase II-specific
Source: RefSeq, a predicted model, not a curated record